AUGUCCUCUGUCAGGUCGGGCAGUCCUGCGCCAUCCUUAUACUCCUUCCACCCUUCCAUCGACGAGCGGCUAGUACUUCGUAGUGUCCACGGACGGAUCCUCAAUAGCCAAAAUGAAACAUACAUGCUUCCUGCUGAUGUCGAAGAGCAUCAGCGCUUGGAUUUGCAGCAUCAGAUUUACACCCUAAUGCUCGGGGAUCUCUAUACAGCUCCAGAGAUGGUUCAUCAUGCCCUACGACCUCGAAAUGAUUACCAGCCUGCCAUAUUCGAUGUUGGUACUGGCAGCGGAAGCUGGGCCUUGGAUAUGGCGAAGGCUUUUCCUCACUGCAAUGUGGUUGGUGUGGAUCUUGCACCAAUACGUGUGACCGGACCACUGCCAGAAAAUGUCAGAUUCGAAAUCGAUGAUGCAAAUUUGGGUUUUGCCCAUUAUAGACAGAACUUUGAUGUCAUACACGCUCGUGCAAUCUCAGCUGGCAUACACGACUUCAAAGGUCUCCUACGAGAGUUUGCUAACGCCCUUCGACCUGGUGGAGUCCUACUCCUGGCGGACGGGGAGAUGCAGCUCUACGACGAGUCGAAAGAGCCACUAGCAGCUCUAGAACCGGGAGAGCCCGGCUUUACUUGGACGCAGAAGGUAUUUUUCGCGGCGUAUAAUGCCAUGAAAAAUCGUGGCGGUUGCAUCGACUCUCCAACCCUCACGCCCAGAUGGCUGCAGGAAGACGGACACUUCACCAACAUCGGUUGGAACAAAAUAUUCGUCCCCAUAGGGCCUUGGGUCGAAACUGCUUCUCCUAGAGAAAGACAGAUGGCCGAAAUGAUGCGCACGAAUACCUUGACUCAUAUCAACGGAAUGGCACCGCUCCUACUGAGCGAGGGAUAUUUCCCUGAGACAGUGGAGAAGAUGCAACGCGAGGCAGCCAUUGAGGUCCAAUCUCUGCGAGUACACUUGUACAGCCGCUGGAAUUUUGCUUGGGCUAUAAAGGCCGCAUAG
Molecule: messenger RNA, 990 nt
Organism: Gloeophyllum trabeum ATCC 11539
Lineage: Eukaryota; Fungi; Basidiomycota; Agaricomycetes; Gloeophyllales; Gloeophyllaceae
Product: S-adenosyl-L-methionine-dependent methyltransferase
Exons: 11
Coding region: 1-990 (329 amino acids)
Molecular function (GO): methyltransferase activity
Source: RefSeq, a predicted model, not a curated record